Nothoprocta perdicaria is the source of this 1755-nucleotide messenger RNA. RefSeq names its product acyl-coenzyme A thioesterase 1-like. Gene Ontology annotation, molecular function: fatty acyl-CoA hydrolase activity. Gene Ontology annotation, biological process: fatty acid metabolic process; acyl-CoA metabolic process. The transcript has 3 exons. The record is from RefSeq and is a predicted model, not a curated record. The coding region runs from base 10 to 1278 and encodes 422 amino acids. Lineage: Eukaryota; Metazoa; Chordata; Aves; Tinamiformes; Tinamidae.
CUCUCCGCCAUGGCGCCCGCCGUGCGCUUCUCGCCGGGCGCGCGCAGCCUCUUCGACGAGCCGCUGGGCAUCGCCGUGCAGGGCCUGCGCCCGCGGCAGCCUGUCACGCUGCGCGCCUCCGUGCAGGACGAGGCGGGCGAGCGCUUCGAGGCGAGCGCCCGCUACGAGGCGGAGGAGAGCGGCGAGCUGGACCUCGGCCGCAGCCCCGCGCUGCCGGGCGGCAGCUUCUGCGGCCUCGAGCCCAUGGGGCUGCUCUGGGCGCUGCAGCCGCAGAAGCCCUUCUGGUGCAUGGUGAAGCGGGACGUGCAGACGCCGCUGCGCCUGCUGCUCGAGGUGUUCGAGGGCCACGGGCCGCCGCCGGGCAGGCUGCUGGCCCAGGGCCACCACGAGUGGGUCUUCAUGCAGGACGGCUUGCAGCGAGUGCCGGUGCGUGAGGGGAGAAUUCGAGGGACGCUUUUCCUGCCUCCUGGAGAUGGCCCCUUUCCAGGAAUUAUUGAUCUGUAUGGAGUAGGAGGUGGGCUCCCUGAAUACAGGGCCUGCCUGCUGGCCAACCAUGGCUUUGCUGUGCUGGCUCUUGCUUACUACGGCUAUGAAGAUCUCCCCCAAAAUAUGCAAGAAUUCCAGCUGGAAUAUUUUGAAGAAGCCGUAGACUUUAUGUUGAAGCACAGACAGGUUAAAGGUCCAGGAAUUGGGUUGCUGGGGAUCUCCAAAGGAGGUGACCUGUGCAUCUCCAUAGCCUCCUUCCUCAAGGGCAUCACGGCCACGGCCCUCAUCAAUGGCUCGGUGGCAAACGUGGGCGGCAUGCUGCGCUACAAGGAUAUCACCAUCCCACCCCUUGGCUUCGACCUCAAACGCUUGAAGGUCAACAAGGACGGGAUCGCAGACAUCUUCAACCUCCUGAACAACCCGCUAGAGGGGCCGAGCAGCCAGAGCUUUAUCCCCCUGGAGAAGGCUGAGUGUACCUUCCUUUUCAUCGUUGGCCAGGAUGAUCGCAACUGGAAAAGCGAGUUCUUUGCGGUGGAGGGGAGCAAACGUCUGCAGGCUCACGGGAAGGAGAAGCCCCAGAUAAUCCUUUACCCCAGGACAGGGCACUACAUCGAGCCGCCCUUCUUCCCCAUGUGUGCCGCUUCCCUGCAUAAGCUGGUCGGCAAGCCAGUGGCAUGGGGAGGGGACCCCAAGGCGCACUUCGAGGCGCAGGCAGACGCGUGGCAGCACAUCCAAGCCUUUUUCCACAAGCACCUCUCCGGCACGCCGCCCGGGGCUUCCAAUAAACUGUGAUGUGCAUUAGCUUGUUUUGCAGGUGAAGGCGAUGAUGUUUCGCAUUCAUUUCGUUAGAUCACUGAGCGGGAACAAGGAGUAAGUGUAAAUAAGCUUGGCCAGGUGCCCGGGAGCAGUGAGGAUGUGGUGGCACGUCCUCAUGGUGGUGCUGGACGUGGUGUCUCUGCUGCCCCUCAUGAGGCGCCCAGCUUCAUUUCUGCCCCUGUCCCUCACCCACUCCCCCGGGACCUGCUGUUAUGGGAUUUAGUAAUGUUUUCCACCCAAAGAGAAAGCACUGGAUGUUGGUAUAGAGAUGAAUUUGCCCUGUUAAUUUCUUUUAAAAAAAUGUGCCUUACUAAUCAUAGCCAAGCAGGUGAGGCUGACAAACCUGGCUCACGCUUUCUGUGAAUUACACAGGGCAUGUUUAUGCACUGGAUUGCUUUUGAUAUAUUCUGCCUUCUUUAUUUCUUUCUGCCUUCCUAAUGGAUUAAAAUAAGA